GCGCUGGAGCAGACUCCCCAGCACCAAGCCUGUCAGAGUUCAAGAAGCAUUUGGACAGCACUCUCAGGCUCAUGGUGUGACUUUUGGGGUGUCCCUUGAAAGGCUGAGAGUUGGACUCUAUGUUCCUUCUGGGUCCCUUCUGACUCGGAAUAUUCUGUGAUCACUAAUUCUGGUCGGCUUUCUCCAGCAUUUCCACACUGAAAAGCUCAGUGUGUCUCCCUAUGGCCAGGCAUUAGCAGGUCUGAGGCAGUUAACAACACGAAAGGAAUUUAUGAUGAAGCCUUAAGCAGUUUCUUCAGGAAUGUUGAUACAAGAAGUGGUGAUAAUGGUCCUGAUAUUUACAAAGGAAAAAUCUGCUCUUUAAAAGCACGAGCUCUGUUGAUUGACAUGGAGGAGGGUGUGGUAAAUGAAAUUCUACAGGGACCAUUGAGGGAUGUGUUUGAUAGCAAGCAACUUAUCACAGAUGUUUCUGGUUCAGGAAACAACUGGGCUGUAGGUCAUAAGAUAUAUGGCUGUCAGUACCGAGAAAACAUAGUGGAAAAGCUGAGAAAAACUGCUGAGCAUUGUGACUGUCUACAGUGUUUCUUUAUAAUUCAUUCCAUGGGAGGUGGGACAGGAUCUGGUCUUGGAACUUUUGUACUAAAUUUGCUUGAGGAGGAAUUCCCAGAAGUAUACAGAUUUGUUACUUCAGUUUAUCCAUCUGGUGAAGAUGAUGUUAUUACUUCUCCAUAUAACAGUGUUCUGGCUAUGAAGGAGCUUAAUGAACAUGCAGACUGUGUACUACCAAUAGAGAAUGAGUCUCUGUUUGAGAUAGUUAAUAAAAUUCAUCAGAUGAUCAAUUCUGGGAAGUUAGGAUCGACUGUGAAGCAAAACAGCUUGGUAACAUCAAGUGCAGGGAGUGCAAAAACGCUACAAGAGAAGCCAUUUGAUGCAAUGAAUAACAUCGUAGCCAACUUGCUGUUGAACCUGACAAGCUCUGCUAGAUUUGAAGGUUCCCUAAACAUGGAUCUCAAUGAAAUCAGCAUGAAUUUGGUUCCAUUUCCUCGACUUCAUUAUUUGGUUUCAAGUUUAACUCCUCUGUAUACACUGGCAGAUGUUAAUGUUCCUUCUAGAAGGCUGGAUCAGAUGUUCUCAGAUGCAUUUAGCAGAGAUCAUCAACUAAUCCAAGCAGAUCCAAAGCACAGCCUCUACCUCGCCUGUGCACUUCUUGUUCGAGGAAACGUGCAGGUUUCAGACCUUCGCAGAAAUAUUGAAAGGUUGAAGCCUUCUCUUCACUUUGUCUCCUGGAAUCAAGAGGGCUGGAAAACUGGUUUGUGUUCAGUACCUCCUGUGGGCCAUUCCCAUUCCCUUCUGGCUUUAGCAAACAACACAUGCAUAAAACCAACUUUCAUUGAACUCAAAGACAGAUUUAUGAAGCUCUACAAGAAAAAGGCUCACCUUCACCAUUAUCUGCAAAUAGAUGGGAUGGAGCAAAGCUGUUUUUCGGAAGCUAUAUCCUCUUUGUCUGACCUAAUAGAAGAGUACAAUGAACUGGAUGCUACAAAAGAUGGGCCUAGAAUAGAUCCUUCAAGACUGAAGAUCGCUGUUUAAAGAAGGAAGAACUGAUUUUAAAAACAACAACAACAAAAAACACUUUCCCUAAGCAUGCAGCUGCAUCAGUUAACCAGAGUGACUUGCAGCAUGCUAUUGUAAUUUCAAAGUGGGACCAGCACAACAGCUUCCUUACCUCAAGAGUUGUCAUUAAGUGGUGGGCCAUGCCUGUAAGAAAGAUUUGAAGGCACCUAAUUGUGGCUGAUAUCAGUAAGGGCAGUAAUCCUAACUGUGGAAUAAAUUGACACACAAUAUGCUGUGAAGAAAAGGAGGAGAGAUUGUAUGUAGCAACCAAAAAUAUAAUUCUUCUCUCAGACUUUCAACUUACAGUAAACUAAAGGUAGGUCUUACUUCAAAGAAGGAUCACCAUUGCUAGAUUUAGUUUUUAACAAGUGACUGCAAAGAGAAGAAAAGCCCAUGUAGUCUUCUCAAAGAUGAAAGCAAGUCUUUAAUGAAACUGCUUUCUUAUACUUUUGCAGUAGACAUUUCAGAAUGCUCUAAGCUAUGUUCCGCGUUUUAGUAUUUCUGCUUCUAUGUUGUACUUAGCUAUAUUAGAGCAUUCUCAGUUGAUACCAAAAUUGGAAAUAACAGAAAAUUCCAAAAAAUAAAUUUUGUUUCAAGUAUUAUACUUGGAAUAUUAAUUAAUAUUUUCAUGAUUCAUAUUCAUGAAUGAUGAGUUGCACUUGAUAAUGGGAUGAUACAGAAUACUUCUGAGUGAAACAUGCACUUAUGAUGAAGUUGUAAUGACCAUUUGGAGAAAAAUGCUUAUAGCCUCGAAAGAAUGCAAGUAAAAUAAAUGUUUUAAUAUUUAUAGUUAUCAGGGUAAGCAGCUUUUUAUAUUACAGUAAUAACUUUUACAAAAUAGAAUGUACAGCUUUCCAGUUGCUUUCCAGUGAACUGUUACAGAUCAGAAUGGAUUGAUAUAAUGAUUUCUUGAAAUUUGAAGUCCUAGCACAGUUGGAGUGGAUAUGUAAGUAAGCGCAAUUUUGAAUGUAUAAGCCUGUAAGUAUUCAAUAAAGUAUUGUGAUAACA
Molecule: messenger RNA, 2622 nt
Organism: Cyanistes caeruleus (blue tit)
Lineage: Eukaryota; Metazoa; Chordata; Aves; Passeriformes; Paridae
Gene: TUBE1
Product: tubulin epsilon 1
Biological process (GO): microtubule-based process
Cellular component (GO): microtubule
Molecular function (GO): GTP binding
Source: RefSeq, a predicted model, not a curated record